Carcharodon carcharias (great white shark) is the source of this 1743-nucleotide messenger RNA. RefSeq names its product ATP-binding cassette sub-family D member 1-like. Lineage: Eukaryota; Metazoa; Chordata; Chondrichthyes; Lamniformes; Lamnidae. Gene Ontology annotation, biological process: long-chain fatty acid import into peroxisome; very long-chain fatty acid catabolic process; fatty acid beta-oxidation. The transcript has 6 exons. The record is from RefSeq and is a predicted model, not a curated record. Gene Ontology annotation, cellular component: peroxisomal membrane. The annotation marks the transcript as partial. Gene Ontology annotation, molecular function: long-chain fatty acid transmembrane transporter activity; ATP hydrolysis activity; ATP binding.
GGGAGAGACAGAGUGAGAGAGACGGGGAGAGCGGGAUGGAGAUGGGUGGACGCUCUUUCCGGCUGGUUUGACUGAGCUCCCAGUUGGUGUCGGGAGUGAGGGUGGGGGGGUCAGCAUGUCUCCGCUGGGUACCCGCACCCUACCCUGCCACCUGCGGAGAGGCAGCUGCCUGCGGAGGGCUCUGCUGCUGGCCCUGGCCACCUACGGGGUCCGGAGGCUGCUCCCGGCGCUGUGGAGGGAGCUGCAGCGGGCGAGGAAGGGCGGGGGGGAGGGGCAGUCGGGGACCUCGCCGGCCUCGCCGGCCCUGAACCGGGAGUUCCUGGCGCAGCUGUGGGCCCUGCUGCGGGUACUGUUCCCCAGGCUGUUGAGCCGCGAGCUGGGCCUGCUGGCCUUGCACUCGGGGGCCCUGGUCUCGCGCACCUUCCUGUCCGUUUACGUGGCUCAGCUGGACGGCAAGAUGGUCAAGAGCAUCGUCCAGAAGGAGCCGCGCGGGUUCGCCUGGGAGCUGGCCAAGUGGCUGGUCAUCGCUGUCCCGGCCACCUUCGUCAACAGCGCCAUCCGGUACCUGGAGGGCAAGCUGGCGCUGGCCUUCCGGACCAGGCUGGUCGACCAGGCCUACGGCCUCUACUUCCGGCGCCAGACCUACUACCGGAUCAGCACCAUGGACGGCCGGCUGGCCAACACCGACCAGUCGCUGACCGAGGACCUCCUGGCCUUCUCGGCCUCGGUGGCCCACCUCUACUCCAACCUGACCAAGCCCGUGCUGGACGUCCUGGUCAACAGCUACACCCUCCUGAGGGCCGCCCGCGCCAAGGGGGCCGCCGUCUCCGGCUCCACCGCGGUGGCCGGCCUGGCCGUGCUGCUGACGGCCGAGCUCCUGCGCCGCUUCUCGCCCCGCUUCGGGGGGCUGGCGGCCGAGGAGGCCCGGCGCCGGGGGAGGCUGCGCCACGCCCACGCCCGGCUGGCCGCCAACGCCGAGGAGGUCGCCUUCUACCGGGGGCACAAGGUGGAGUUGGCGAUGUUACGGCGCUGUUACCGGGACCUGGCCUCUCAGAUUAACCAGAUCCUGGUCAAGAGGCUGUGGUAUGUGAUGUUGGAGCAGUUCCUGAUGAAGUACGUGUGGAGUGCUUCUGGCCUUGUUAUGGUCGCCAUGCCUAUCAUCACGGCGACCGGCUACUCCGAGACCGACUCGGAGGAAUCGAAGCAGGCGGCGAUGAAGAGGAAGGAGCAGGAGCUGGUCAGUGAGAGGACAGAGGCCUUCACUACUGCCCGCAACCUACUGGCCGCCACUGCCGAUGCCACAGAGAGGAUCAUAUCCUCAUAUAAGGAGAUAACGGAGUUGGCCGGUUACACGGCGCGGGUGCACGAAAUGUUCCAGGUAUUCCAGGACGUCCAGUCCGGAGUCUACAAACGCUCCACAGAGGCAGAGGCCAAGGAUCAGAAAAAGCAAGAGGCCGAAAUCGUUCGGGGCGUUCGGAUAGAGGGGCCUCUGGAGAUUAAAGGCCAAGUGAUUGACGUGGAACAUGGAAUCAUUUGCGAAAAUCUCCCCAUCAUCACUCCGACGGGAGACGUGGUGGUGGCCAGCCUCAACAUCCGGGUGGAGACUGGGAUGCACCUCCUCAUCACCGGACCCAACGGAUGUGGGAAGAGUUCGUUAUUCCGGAUCCUGAGCGGUUUGUGGCCGGUUUACAAUGGGGUGGUUUAUAAACCACCCCCCACACAAAUGUUCUAUAUUCCCCAGAG